Molecule: messenger RNA, 1595 nt
Organism: Myodes glareolus (Bank vole)
Lineage: Eukaryota; Metazoa; Chordata; Mammalia; Rodentia; Cricetidae
Source: RefSeq, a predicted model, not a curated record
GGAGCAGGUCACUGGGAAUAUGACUUUGAAGGGUGUAUGUCGUCCCUGGCCCCUUCCUCUCUGUCUCUGUUUCCUGGCUGUCAUGAGAGAGUCUCACUCUGUAGCUCAAGCUGUCCUUGAACCUGAGUCUGUUCUCCUCCUGAGCCUCCACAUGCUGGGAUUACAGGCAUGAACCACCAAACUCGGGCCAUGAAUGUCGUUUUCAGGCGGGUAGGGAGGCCGGCAGGGCGGGGUACCUGCAGGCUAGCCCAAGCAGACAGAAGACAGCAGUCAGCUGGGAAGGCACAGUCCCCACGGCAGGAUAGCGGCAUGGAAGUAGUGGCAAAGCCCCUGAAAGUGUGCAUCGUGGGUUCCGGGAACUGGGGAUCAGUUGUUUCAAAAAUCAUCGGGAGCAACGUGAAGAACAUGAAGAAGUUCGCACCCACAGUCAAGAUGUGGGUGUUCGAAGAAGUGGUCAGCGGGAGGAAGCUGACAGACAUUAUUAAUAGUGACCAUGAAAACGUCAAGUACCUGCCUGGACACAGGCUGCCAGAGAAUGUAGUGGCCACCCCGAGUCUCAGCCAGGCUGUUCAGGAUGCAGACCUGCUGGUAUUUGCUUCCCCACACCAGUUUGUUCGAACCAUCUGUGAUGAGAUUGCCGACAUAGUUCCCAAGACAGCCCUGGGCCUCAGCCUCAUCAAGGGCAUAGACGAGGGCCCCGAGGGCCUGAAGCUUGUCUCUGACAUCAUCCGAGAGAAGGUGGACAUAGACGUCAGUGUGCUGAUGGGGGCCAACAUAGCCAGCGAGGUGGCUGCAGAGCAGUUCUGUGAGACAACCAUCGGCAGCAAGGUGCUGCAGAACGGCCUUCUCUUCAAAGAGCUGCUGCAGACCCCCAAAUUCCGGGUCACUGUGGUGGAAGACUCAGACACGGUGGAGCUGUGUGGGGCUCUAAAGAAUAUCGUCGCCAUGGGGGUCGGCUUCUGCGACGGCUUCUGUUGUGGAGACAGCACCAAGGCUACUGUCAUCCGCCUGGGCCUCAAGGAAAUGAUUGCUUUUGGGAGGACUUUCUGCAAGGGCCAGGUGUCUACAGCCACUUUCCUGGAGAGCUGUGGGGUGGCUGAUCUUGUCAGUAGCUGCUAUGGGGGACGAAACCGUAAGGUAGCUGAAGCCUUCGCCCGGACAGGAAAGACGAUUGAGGAAUUGGAGAAGGAGAUGCUGAAUGGACAGAAGCUGCAAGGACCACAUACCUCUGCCCAGGUGUACCGCAUCCUCAGGAAAAAGGGGCUGCUGGACAAGUUCCCACUGUUCACAGUUGUGUAUCAGAUCUGCCACGAGGGCAGAGCAGUUGCAGAGAUGAUCCCUUGUCUGCAGAACCACCCAGAGCACAGGUGAAGGGAACAGGGCACUGGUUCAGGUCUUCCUUGCCCAUCUCAGGAUCACACGGAAACCAGGAUGUAAUGGUGAGAUGUUUGUCUGGCUUUCUCCCAUCCUGGACAGAUAUGAAUUAUUAUGGCUUCAUUUCUGGGUCACAAGAGACAGUUUAUUGGCUGAUAUACUGGGUAACAGCUACACAUACACAAUGAAUGUGAAAAAACAAAGCAAAAAAAUACAGCUUG